CACUAUCACCUAUCGCACGACAAGCACUUCUGUGGUGGUAUUGAGGCAAAGCCUGAAGACUUCUGGGAUAUGGUUCAGGGAGGAGGGGUGAGAGGGUACAGGUAUAAAGGUAGGGUCAAGAAGGGUCACACAUCUCGGGCUGGUUGUAAACGUGAGGAGAAAAUUCUUCAGGUCCAGCAGAGUUCAGAAGAGGCCUGUGAGGACGCAGGAUGUGGAAGGACGAUAGCACUGCAGACGCCCAUCAGCAGAUCUCCCCCAGCGGUCCACUGUCUAAAGGAGCGAGCCGCAGAAAGAGGACCAGCUUCUCCAAAGAGCACGUAGAGCUGCUGAGGGCCACAUUUGAGACGGACCCGUACCCGGGCAUCAGCCUGAGGGAGAGCCUGUCUCAGACCACCGGCCUGCCUGAGUCACGAAUACAGGUUUGGUUCCAGAACAGGAGGGCUCGUACGCUUAAGUGUAAGAGCAGUAAGAAGACCUUGUGGCGAACCGACGCUGUUUUACACUCUUACGGAGGAGCCCAGAGUCCGGCAGCUCUGCCACACUACCCCGGCAGAGAGGUCAGAGAGGUCAGCCGGCCAUCGUCCCCACUGCCACUCGUUCACUCUGGCCACAUUAAAGAGGAGGUGGAGGAUGACUGUUACUACAGACACUGCUCCCCUUCCUCCAGCACCUGUGACGAUUCAGGCUACGGCACGCCAUCAUACGGAUACCACCAUGGUACCCAUGGAGCCCUGAACCCCUAUUCCACCCCCUCGCCCAUAACACCUGAACAGGUCACCCCCAACUGGGCUCUGAGGUACGAGAGAGGGGGGUAUGAGAGAGGGUCACCAGGAGGAGGACAAGGCGAUGCUGACUACACCCAGGCCUAUUACUGCCAUGCCUCCUCCACCCUGCAGACCUCUCUGGGCUCUGACUGUUGGGACAGGGGUCAGGACCAAACCCCAGCGGCCCCUGGGUUCUUCAGUCUUGGGGAAGCCGAGAAUCCUCAGGACAGACGCCUCCACAGUGGCCCGCUGCCCGAGCUGCCUGCUCUGUCGCUGCAGGAGAUCCUGGGUGAGCUGCAGGUGGACUGGUGGGAGGGAGAAGGCCACGGCAACCUACAAAGCUAAUGUAGCUAACAUAAAUAAAUGUAAAUAACAGCAUAGGCUUGACCAGUUAGCAUAGUGCUAACGGUUCAUUUACUCACUAAUUUCAUCCCAUUUUCUCCCCAAUGGUCAAAAGACCAACAACCCUAUCUACUCACUAGGAUUCCACCCAUCAUAAAUAAUGCCCCCAACUCUAGAAGACAGCCAUCAAUUCUUCUGAAACUGCCUCUGAUGCAGCAUUAACAGCUAGCCAGAGCAGCAACAGGCACAUGUGCUGACCUACAUUACAUUUACCCACCCAGACUAAGCAUGGCCAAUUAUGUUCUCUCGGACUCUGGCUGCUGAUGGCUGACAGCAUUCAAUCUGGGAUUCCUCACAUCAUAGUGCCAACGCCUUGGUUUCCUGGACAACUCAAGAGUUAUUUAUAACAUAGAUUAAAGAGUUGUCAAGCUGUAACAGAUGAUGUAAAACUGGAUUUUUUUAUUUAAAAUUUUUCCUUUCAGUUUCUUUGUUGAAUGUUUCCUUUCAGUUUCUUUGUUGAAUGUUUCUUUGUUGAAGUAAUCAAACUAAUACUGUUUUGAAAUUGGUUCUGGUAUGUUUUAUUUAUUCUAUUUAUUCUUGUUUGUUUAAAUUUAUCUCCUGAUUUAUUCAAUUGAAAACAAAUCUCAGCUUCAUGUAAAUAUGUCUUGUCUUGCAUUUUGAACUUCCUGCACUUUGUUAGAAUAAAGACAUUACCGAUGUUCUCUA
Astyanax mexicanus (Mexican tetra) is the source of this 1832-nucleotide messenger RNA. RefSeq names its product mix-type homeobox gene 1 (gene mxtx1). Gene Ontology annotation, molecular function: DNA binding. The record is from RefSeq and is a predicted model, not a curated record. NCBI's taxonomy places the organism in Eukaryota, Metazoa, Chordata, Actinopteri, Characiformes, Acestrorhamphidae. The coding region runs from base 210 to 1109 and encodes 299 amino acids. The transcript is spliced from 3 exons.